AUGUUCUCUUUCUCAGGUCUGGCCCUCGCGGCCCUCGAAUCCAGGAAUGCGGUUGUCGACUCAGCCUCCCAGCUGCUGUCCAAGAGAGGCAGCAGCGACAGCGACCCCUCGGCGUGGUCGGGACUGUUCUUCACUGCGAUCGUGCUCCUGAACGUCGCGGUGUUCUUGCCGAUGAUACUAUUCCUCGGCUACACAUUGAGCGAACUCAUCCCGACCAUCGCAAUUGUCGAAGACGACGCACCACUCGACGCCCCUCCCGCAUACGAGCGUGUCGCCCUCGACGACAAGUCGGCGCACGCUGACAUCGCCAAGCAUGACGUCGCCGCCGAAGCCAGCGAAGCCGGCGCCACGCCCGUCCUCCGCCCCGUAACCGCCAGUCUCCGCGACACCUGCCGGCUCCUCCGCUCGCUCGGCGGCUGGACCUCUGUCUUCCGCGGCCUGCGCAUCCACGUCCUGGCCAACGCCGCCAUCGCCCUCGUCACCAUCGCUCUCUCGUGCAUCCCGUACCUCCCGGUGUCCGUCGCCGUCCUCUUCGCCUCGCUGAUCUGCGUGCCCCUCAACACGGCCUGGGUCCACGUCGCCAUCUCAUCGCAGGCCAGCACCUCGUUCUGGAGCCGCCUGUCUAACGCCAAGACCAUGUACAGGGCGGCCGCGCUCCCGACGCUGGUCUACUACGUCGCCAUGCAGGUCGUCCACAUGGUGUCGUACCUGAUCGCCGGGUCGCCCAAGACGCUGCAGGGCGAGGACGCCCCAAGGGGCUUACUCGCCGUCGGCGUCAUGGUCCUGCUCUCCGUGGGCCUCCUCGUGCCCGCACAGGUCGUCCUCGUCCGCGUGCAGGCCUCGCUGCUGCCGGCUGACGACCAGACCAUCGUCGCGGUCAACCGCGCGGUCAGUGCUGAAGGAGAACAGAGGGGCUACAUGUCGACGGGAGAGGCUUGGAGCUCGUUCUCGCGCGCCUCGUGGGUCAGGCUGCUUAAGCUCUACGUCAAGACCAUCUUUGUUGGCGUGGCGAUCGAGCUUAUGGCAACUUCCGUCAUCCUGCUGGAGUUCGGUGUCAUUGCUGUCAUUGGUAGCAUGGUCAACAAAUAA
Anthostomella pinea is the source of this 1089-nucleotide messenger RNA. NCBI's taxonomy places the organism in Eukaryota, Fungi, Ascomycota, Sordariomycetes, Xylariales, Xylariaceae. The record is from the annotation of a GenBank genome assembly.